This is a messenger RNA of Triticum dicoccoides, 2587 nucleotides long. RefSeq lists its product as uncharacterized. The transcript has 2 exons. Bases 306 to 2432 code for a protein of 708 amino acids. NCBI's taxonomy places the organism in Eukaryota, Viridiplantae, Streptophyta, Magnoliopsida, Poales, Poaceae. The record is from RefSeq and is a predicted model, not a curated record.
GCAGCGCCCCUCCCGUCGGCCCGUCCGCCGCCACUCCCCGCCGAACCUCCCGGCUCCGGAUCCUGUAGGGGAGGCCAAGGCCGAGCCGACCACCGAGGAAGGAAUCGAGGCGGCGGCGCCCUUCCGCGCUCGGUCCCUGACCUGAAGCGAGGAGGACCGCAAGGCAGCGGUAUGGCCGUGAAUUUUGCGCCCUUCUCCAUUGCUCAAGAUUUCGUGUGCCGCGGUCUCCGGCAUGACCGGGAGCAUGAGUACUCCCGAGUUCCUGCAUAUGCCCAAGCGCCACUCCACUGAUUUCGGAGCACUUAAUGGCUAGUACAUGCUUGUAUGGUGGACGAUGGAUUGAACAUGGGGUGGAGUGGUGGAGUAACUGGAUGUACCGGAUAGUGACGCUUCUCAGCUUAGCGUCACAUCUUAUCCUUGCCGUCUUCGCUGACAUCCGCCGGCGCAAACGCAGAGGUUUGAGGAGAGGGUUGGUGUGGGUGGCAUACCAGCUGACUGACUUGGCCCCGGCAUAUGUCAUGAGCAACCUGUACAUCGAAACCUCACGGCGCGAGAAGAUGAUCUUCGCAUUUUGGGUCCCGUUCCUGUUGCUACACAACGCUCGCCCUGAUAGCAUCAGCGCCUACAGCAUGGAGGACAGUGGGCUCGUAAGCUUAGUUGCUCUGUUUCAGACCUUGGGAUCCAUCUAUCUUAUGUACAGGUAUAUACUUGUGGACUGUAUUUUUACCGGGUCGUUGCUCUGGGCGUCCUGCAUCAUGAUGUUCUUGUGCAUUUUCAAGUAUGCCGAGAGUGCGGUGGCGCUACGGCGAGCUGACUUGAGCAACAUCUGGAGUUCAUUCAAGCAGCGGCAGCAGCACCCAAGUAGCUUUGGUGAAGAUUAUGGUGGACACUGGGAGCCGGAGCCAGAUGAUGAGAAAGUCCUGCUGGUUGCUCACGACCUGUUCGAUAUUUGCAAGGGUGCCUUUUGUGAUUAUCUGGUGGACCUGGAUCGUCAUAAAACUGGCAUAAGCUUGUUCAAAAGUGCUGAUUGGAAAAUUAUGUGCAAAGUGGUGCAGAUGGAACUCUCACUCAUGUAUGACAUCCUCUACACCAAGGCAGCCGUGGUCCACACCUGGGGUGGCUACGCCAUCCGUAUGCUCUCACCGCCCCUCACCGCCAUCGCGCUCCUGCUGUUUGGCCUCCACCACAAAGAGGGCAUGCCGACAGAAGAUGAAGCUAUCAGUUAUGUGUUGCUGAGUUUGACCCUCCUCCUCGACGUGAAAUGGCUGUUCAGAACACUAGCAUCAGCAUGGACACGUUCAUUCCUCAAACGUAUGCCAAACAUUUGGUUGAAGCAUGAAUUCCGGGAGAGCUGGGAGAAGCUCCGUCGGUUUGUCGUGUCACCGCGUCUUUCCCGGGUUUCCUUGUGCUUGAGGACGUGUGAAUCUGCCGAGGAGCCCAAAAGCUACAGGAGGUGGGCGGGUUCCUUGGGGCAGCGUAACUUCUUGAACAGCUGCACUCAGGGACCAUUUAACACCCUAUACAGAAACUUGUUGGACAACUGCACUCGGGGAGGGGGCACCCUAUACAGCAGCUCUUCUGUUCUCCGAGAGCUAUCCAUCAAAGCUUCUGUUUUGCUUGGCCGAUAUAGAAGAUCUGUCACACGGUCCCCUCCUCCCGCCGAGCAGGCUGAUCGCUUGGGGCCUGGCACAUCCGAGCAACAACCUGAUCAUCCUCCUGAAUUUCAAGAGGAUGUCUUCAUCUGGCACAUCGCCACAGAUGUUUACCUCAGGUGCAACACCCAAGUCACAGCCACAGUUACGCAGCGAUUCCCACACCAUAAGAAGGCGAUCGAGAUGAUAUCGGAUUACAUGAUGUUCCUCGACAUCGGAAAACAUGACAUGCUACCAGGCCGUAAGUUCCACAGCGUGAUCGAAACAGCCUGCCGUAUUAUUGGAAUGGCGGCCAAGCCGCAAUAUAGGGCCAGCAGUUCUAAAACAAAAGGGGAUGAGCUUGCCAAGUGGAUGCUGACGAACAAGGAUAAUCUCAAGACGCUAGGUGCUACUGGUGAAGGAACUGGAGGAAUAAAUAAGGGUCAUCUCGCGGACAGAGCUCGUAUUUGUCUCUCAGAAGGAACUCAAAUUGCCCAUGAGCUGCAUCAUCGGAGGACAGCUACCGAAGAAGGUGGACUUGUUGCCAUUAGAAGACACGCACACUGGAUUCCAAAUAUGCUGCAUCCUCCUGGUCCUGGCUCUGGGCAUAUUGAAAGAACGUUGGAGUUCAUCUUGGAUGUGUGGGUGAACAUGCUCGACGAUGCGUCCCUCCGGUGCAGCAGGGAGUCCCAUGCCAAACAACUAAGCCGUGGUGGUGAGCUAAUAACAAUCAUAUGGGUCGCUACACAACACGCAGAUGCUGAUUGUAUCAAAUCGAGGUUCUGUGCGUCUUUCUUUUGAGAAGUACCCUAGCUAUCUCUUCCUCUGCAAUAAAUUUCUUGUGAUGCCUCUCAUUUCACUAGCUAAUCCGUAUUCUAUGUUGGGUUUCUAGCUGUACCCGUGUAUUCUCUGGUUUGGUCGUUCUUUUCUUGAUAAACUUGCUCUGUAUUUGUAUU